Molecule: messenger RNA, 477 nt
Organism: Suillus fuscotomentosus
Lineage: Eukaryota; Fungi; Basidiomycota; Agaricomycetes; Boletales; Suillaceae
Exons: 1
Coding region: 1-477 (158 amino acids)
Source: RefSeq, a predicted model, not a curated record
AUGUAUGUUCACGAAGAGCAUGUACGCAACGAUGUGGUCAAGAAGUGGCUUCGACGCCGGUGCUGUAACACCGAGGCCACUGACAAAGCAGAGCCUACUCAAGUAGUUCAUGCAGUUGGCGACAAUCUAUCAGGAGAAAGCAGCGAACGGGAGCCACGCAGCCUCGCUUUCGAGAGGCGAGGGAUAAGUGAUGUUGCAGCAGACCUUAUCCGAGCUGUUCAGGAGGAGGAGAUUUCCACCACAGAAUCAAUGCACUCAGUCCCCAUUGGUGCUGCCGGUGCCGGUGGUUCAUUCUCCCGCAUUGCUGUCAGUGACUUACUCGACUAUUCUCGUGUGGAGGAAUGGUUGGGAUCUUGUUAUAAAGUCGCUAUUCGAGGUUUGGAUGCUGAGCUUGAGUUAUAUGAGCUUCUUGACUUAGAUGCCGAGGGAAUUGAUGAUCCAGACUUUCCUCAAGUUGAUGAUGUUCUUGACAAGUAG